AUGGCAACUUCAGAUGAAGAAUCUCACUGCAAACUGCCUCUCGGAUUGCCUGGUGAAAUCGUAGCAAUGGUUUUGUACACUUUGCUUACCACUGUCGGAUCGUUGGGAAACUUGUUCGUGAUUCUUGUUAUCAACCGGACACCAACUUUGAGGAACGUGUGCGGAAUCUUGAUAACAAAUUUGGCAGUAGCUGAUCUGAUGGUGACAGCAGUAGUAAUGCCUUUAGUAGUUUAUGUCCUAAUUCAGGGGCUUUUGGAUGAGUGCAUAUAUCAAACUCCGGUUUUCGCUGCCUGGAUAAUAGCACUUUUCUCUGCUGGUUCCUCGCUAAAGACGCUAACUACCCUCAGUGUGGAUCGUUGCUUUGCCAUCUGUCGCCCGAUAAAACACAAAACAAUCGUAACUAUAACAAAAGCAAAGUUUGCAAUCGCAAUGACAUGGGUGGGAUCUUUAAUCCUUCCUCUUUUAGAGACAUUCAAUCCUGGAUCAACACCCUCCAAAUUUUUUCAGACCAUUGGAGUGGUUUGCUAUUAUUCUAUCAUGGUCAUGAGCGGUAUUUUUACAAUCAGGCAUGUGCGCGCAAACUCACGACAAAUAGGAUCACUACACCAGGACCAAGGAGUUUCUCGCCUCGCUGCAGAUUUGAACCAGAGGAACAAACAAGUCGCAAAGACGAUCGGUCUCGUUGCGUUCGUCUUCACUCUUUGUUGGAUCCCAAUUGCGUAUCUUAUUGGUAAUGAGAUCAAUAAAGACAGGAAUGACAGACUCUAUUUCUGGUUCGCCUCCGUGGGACUCGCCAACUCAGCAGUAAACCCGUGGAUUUACUUCUAUCGACAGUCAAACUACCGUAAAGCGCUCAAAUCUUUACUCGAUUACAAACGCGUUACAUCUAAGAGUGUUGUGCAAGAGCAAAAUCGCAGUACAACACAGGGGACUAAAGUGAACACGUGA
This is a messenger RNA of Stylophora pistillata, 948 nucleotides long. RefSeq names its product beta-1 adrenergic receptor-like. Gene Ontology annotation, cellular component: membrane. NCBI's taxonomy places the organism in Eukaryota, Metazoa, Cnidaria, Anthozoa, Scleractinia, Pocilloporidae. Gene Ontology annotation, biological process: G protein-coupled receptor signaling pathway. Gene Ontology annotation, molecular function: G protein-coupled receptor activity. The record is from RefSeq and is a predicted model, not a curated record.